Messenger RNA from Cladophialophora immunda, 1845 nucleotides. RefSeq lists its product as uncharacterized. The record is from RefSeq and is a predicted model, not a curated record. The coding region runs from base 158 to 748 and encodes 196 amino acids. NCBI's taxonomy places the organism in Eukaryota, Fungi, Ascomycota, Eurotiomycetes, Chaetothyriales, Herpotrichiellaceae. The transcript has a single exon.
ACUCUGUCGUCCCAAGGACUACCGGCCCGCCGCAGCCGGACGACCCUCUUCACCGGCUCCAGCUUACCUACUACUCCUCGGACAGCAGCCCAUUGAGGGAAGACCAGGCCACUACUGAAGUUGGCAAGGUCAAGUGGUGCCGAAACCUUGAGAAGCGAUGGACAAAAGGGCACAUGCAAACUCAUCAGAGAGCAUCGACAAAGUUACCGACGAAUCUCGGCCCCUAACUAUAUCUCUGUAUCUGCUCGCUAUGUCUAUUGGAGGCCGGGGUAAGGCGUCCGUCCUCACAAAACAGACAUCAUGUGGGCGGGAGCACCGACGACAAAGAGCAGCACUUGCGUCCACGAAAAGAGACGGGGCUAGAUUUGGAAUUAGGACAAUCUUUACUGCAGGGAGCGAGGUACGGUCCACAAAAUGGUCACUCGACUUCCGACUAGCAUAUGCCAAGUCCAUGCCUCCUACCAACCUCCUCCGUCCCCUCCCAUCUGCUCUGUUGCAAGAACCCUGCGAGCCCGUGUCGCGUUCUCAUCUGACCGGCCGGCUUGCCCUAUCCUCCUCCUACUACUACUACUCCUCCUCCUCCUCCCGUCCAGCACCAGUGUGCGGAUCCUCAGCUCGAAUUUCGGAACCGCCGAAUACGGACUUCCAGACCACGUUGGAAACCUGGGCAAAACAGCAUAUGAAAUUCGUGGCAUGGGUUGUAGAGCGCAUAUCCGACAUCCAGCAUCUCACAAAGUUCCUCCUCUGAAACUGAUGAUUCAACAGUCACUCAACCCAGCGUCAAGGCUCACUAUCCGAUCCAAAAUCCAGAUCAACAAUCGUGGUCGCCCGAAAUAAGCUCCAGGUCUUGACUAUUGAGAACCCCUUUUUGGCGGCACACUCCAUUAGGGAACACACGUCACUCCGAGAAUGUCCACGGCUUCUUGCUCUCAAGAUUCUCGCUGGGAAGUCUCAUUGGCACUGGGACAAUGCGAUUGAAUGCCGCAAGCCCCGCACUGCCUCUAUCCAUGACGGUGAAGAUGCCUGAACUUCCUCUCGUUGCAGGGAUUGGGAUAAUGACUCCGCAUUCCCAGUUUCUGCAGUUAAGUCUAGGCUUCUUGGUGGUCCUGUCCUGAACCAGUCGACCCCUGUCAAAUGUGCAUGUCAGCUUGAAGUCAUGGAUCGCCGAUCUCCACAACCUGCCUCUGUGCUUCACCCCCAGGUCACCAGGAGAUCGGAAAGAACGGAGACAACACCCGCCACCGACUGAACUUACCAAGCACUUUCAGAGAGAUUCGCACUACCCACAUACACCCAUCCAAUAUUUCCUGAUUGAGACUUUUCGACCGGUGAAGCAUAUCUGACGAACAGCAGCUAUGAUCGGAAUUGGGACGUUAGCCUCCGACAGAAGCGGGAUCAGUCAACCAGACUGGAUGCCUGUCUUUGAAAGUUUUGCAACGACUCGCACAUACCUUGUUGUGCAUGAGUAAACCCUCGCGAACACUAACACAAUCGUACAUAUUAGACCGGGGAAACUUUGGAUUGUUCCACCAUGCGAGGGAGAAGCAGAUUGUUCCCGCAUUGCGAGGGCCUCCUUUCGAUGUCCGGACCGUGUUGUCGCUUGGAAAGUAGAGGCGAAAAUUUUCCUUCCAGCUGCCCUGUUUGACGGGACCCCUUUUGUCCACCCGUCUGUUGUACUCCGUUAGGCCAUUGUCGCCGGAGGCAGCGAGGUGGAUGGACCUCAAGAAUUCGUCGUUCAGGCUGCCUAUUGACGAGGACACGUAGUCCAUGUGAAUGGGUCCUCGACUGGCCAAGCCAAGGGCGGUGAUGGUGGCACCGAGCCCGCAGAGACCAGUGGCCUGCCAU